CAAGUCAAUCGCAGCCUACUUACACAAUCACACCUCUCGACUCGGAAGAAUCGGAACCAUCUCGACAGCGACUCAGUGCGACUACUUUUACACGCCAUCACGUUUUCUCCUAACUUCUCGGACUCUCCUUGUUCCUCUCUGCUUGUUCUUCUUCAUUAUACUAAAUAGAUCUAAAUAAGAGCGAAAAUGAAAGGUUUAAGCCUGUAUAAAAGAGCUUCUAGAGGCUUCCAUGAACAUCCUUUCCUCUCUAAGUUUGCUAUUCUCUGCGCCGUCAGUGGCGGUGGCCUUGUAGCUUUUGCUGAUGCAAAUGCUAUGGCACCAUCUGAGGUUGUUCCCAAGAAAAAGAAGAUAGUCGUCCUUGGAACUGGUUGGGCAGGAACUAGUUUUCUGAAGAAGUUAGAUAAUCCUUUAUAUGAUGUUCAAGUGAUUUCCCCUCGAAACUAUUUCGCCUUCACUCCCCUGCUACCAAGUGUUACAUGUGGUACAGUUGAAGCUCGUAGCAUUGUCGAACCUAUUCGUAACAUUGUCAGGAAGAAAAAUGUGGACGUUAGUUUCUGGGAAGCUGAAUGUUUCAAGAUCGAUGCAGUAAACAAAAAAGUUCACUGUCGGUCGAAUUCAAAUGGGAAAGAAGAAUUUGAUGUAGAAUAUGACUACCUUGUAAUAGCCAUGGGAGCUCGCUCAAAUACAUUCAACACUCCUGGCGUGGUGGAGCAUUGCAAUUUCUUGAAGGAAGUCGAAGAUGCUCAGAAAAUCCGUAGGGAAGUUAUUGACUCUUUUGAGAAGGCUAGUCUUCCAAACUUAAGUGAUGAAGAAAGAAAGAGAAUUCUUCAUUUUGUGGUGGUCGGUGGUGGCCCUACUGGUGUAGAAUUUGCUGCAGAGCUUCAUGAUUAUGUUAAUGAAGACUUGGUCAGAUUGUAUCCUGCAGCCAAAGAUUUUGUGAAGAUAACCCUUCUCGAGGCAGCGGAUCAUAUACUAGGCAUGUUUGACAAGAGAAUUACAGAUUUUGCUGAAGAAAAGUUCAAAAGAGAUGGCAUUGAUGUGCAGUUGGGGUCAAUGGUCGUGAAAGUAUCUGACAAAGAAAUUUCUACCAAGGUGCGGGGAAACGGGUCAACUGCUUCUAUACCUUAUGGAAUGGUUGUCUGGUCAACUGGAAUCGGAACUCAUCCUGUCAUAAGGGAUUUUAUGCAGCAAAUUGGUCAGACUAACAGGCGUGCUGUAGCAACUGAUGAAUGGUUGCGAGUUGAAGGAUGCAAUGAUAUAUAUGCACUUGGAGAUUGUGCAACAGUUAACCAGCGCAAAGUCAUGGAGGAUAUCUCAGCAAUAUUCAAGAAGGCAGACAAGGAUAACUCUGGAACUCUCACAGUAAAAGAAUUUAAAGAAGUCAUUAAUGACAUUUGCGAAAGAUACCCCCAAGUGGAACUUUAUUUGAAGAAUAAGAAAUUGCACAAUAUAGCUGAUCUUCUGAAGGAAGCCAAAGGGGAUGCUGCAAAAGAAACCAUCGAACUAAAUAUCGAAGAGCUAAAAAAAGCUCUUUCUGAAGUGGAUUCUCAGAUGAAGUUUCUCCCAGCAACAGCUCAGGUUGCUUCUCAACAAGGUACUUACCUUGCCACUUGCUUCAACCGCAUAGAAGAGGCUGAAAAGAAUCCAGAAGGCCCUCUGAGGUUCAGGGGAGAAGGUCGCCAUCGUUUUCGCCCAUUCAGAUACAAGCAUCUUGGGCAAUUUGCUCCAUUAGGAGGAGAGCAGACGGCAGCUCAAUUACCUGGUGAUUGGGUUUCAAUCGGGCACAGCAGUCAGUGGCUUUGGUAUUCCGUCUAUGCGAGCAAGCAAGUGAGCUGGCGCACAAGAGCCUUGGUGGUUUCCGACUGGACAAGGCGUUUCAUCUUUGGAAGGGAUUCCAGUAGAAUCUGAGGUAGCAAAUAGCAGGUUCUUGAGUUUGACCAAACACUGGUAAUCCCAUUUUGGUUAAUGAGAAAUUUUGCUUCCACAUCUUUUUCGCUCGUCAAUUCGUUUGAUAAUCGCAUUACAAAUGCCUCAGUAGUUUAGUUGUGACUGUUAUUGGAUUUGGUUGCUGCUUGUGAUUGUGCUCCUCCAUUUGCCAUAAUGUUUUUGUGGUAGACACCAUUAUGGAAAAGUGAGUCAUUUUUGGUGGUAAAGUUAUAAUUUCAUUGAGAUUCAUAAUCUUUCUCGGCUGUAUCUACCGUGUAAUUCAAUAAUCUCCUGUUGAAAUAAUUAAAUAAUUAAAAUCCA
This is a messenger RNA of Mercurialis annua (annual mercury), 2247 nucleotides long. Its product is annotated as external alternative NAD(P)H-ubiquinone oxidoreductase B3, mitochondrial-like. Gene Ontology annotation, molecular function: calcium ion binding; NADH dehydrogenase activity. Bases 187 to 1908 code for a protein of 573 amino acids. The record is from RefSeq and is a predicted model, not a curated record. Lineage: Eukaryota; Viridiplantae; Streptophyta; Magnoliopsida; Malpighiales; Euphorbiaceae. The transcript has 11 exons.